AUGUCGGUGUGUCCAUUGAAGACUGGAAUGUGUUCGUCCGGUGAUGGGAGGUUUUUCGAACCGGAUCUGGGAUCAAUGAUACAUCGGCCCCAUACCAAUUAUUUCAGUGUGCCGGGACCGAGCUAGGUGAUAGCCUCCUAAAAGCGAACUCCAAUGCAGCCUCCGGUACCCUCAACGAACUGCUUACCGCCAUGCGGUCCUUGGCAGUCAUUCCUGUUGCUACCUGUGUAUCACAGACUGAACUUCUUCAACUACGUCAAGAAAGGGAUGAGGCUUUUCGUACAUUUACAGCCAGGGUGCGAGGGAAAGCCGAGACGUGUGCCUUCACAGCAGAAUGUGAGUGUGGUAAGGACGUCGACUACACAGAUAAUGUCAUCCGUGACGUUCUUUUAAAUGGCCUAUCUGACCCAGACAUCCGCCGUGAAAUCCUGGGGACGCCCGACAUCCUCAAAAAACCAGUCAAUGAUGUGAUUGCCCUUGUUGAAAACAAGGAGAUGGCCCGCAAUGCCCUCCCAUCAUCAACCCUGUCUGCUGUGUCGUCGUUUCAGCGCCAAAAGAACCCGACGACAACCACCGCCACCACCCCGUCCCAAGUGGAUCAAACGAAGGAGGCAACAUGCCCAGACUGCAAGCACACCUUUAAAGUAUUUACAGAGGGAGCCCGUGGGUGGAACACCAAACCUCACCAAUUGUGCAUCAAUUGCUACAGAACUCGCCGCAGGAAAAAACGCCAACCCCGCCUGCCCCAUGACAAUAAGCCCAGCCUCCAGGCCAUAGAGCAAGACCCCAUAUCCCAGGUGGCAGUAUUCCAAACCGCCCAGACAGACAGACACCGACGACAUCAUACACGUGCCUCAACCCCACAUGGCAACAUCAACAAAGCUUUAGCCACAAGACUUGACCACCAUAUAUUCUCCAAAGGCGAAUGGAAGCGAGCCCGCCUGUUAGAUCAUCCUAGAGUCAAAGUCACCAUCUCUGUUGCCAAGUCAGCCGACACCAGAAUCACCAGCCCUAGCCAUGCCUCGGGCCGUGACACUGUGGUAUCAGCAGUUGCCGAUACCGGAGCACAAUCCGACCUGUGGUCCCUUGAUGAUUUCCUUGCCUGUGGAUUCUCACGUGAUGAACUACGGCCUGUUAGCCUUAGCCUGUCAGCCGCAAACCGCUCCCCUAUCUCCAUCGAAGGAGCAUUCUUUGCAAAGAUCACAACGACACCCCACAGCGGCAAUGUGAUGUCGUGCCACUCUAUGGUGUAUGUCAGCAGCUCUGUCCAAGCCAUGUAUUUGUCUUAUGAGACGUUACUUAACCUCGGCCUUCUUGCAAAUGAUUUCCCAUCCAUGGAUAAUGCAGGCACACCCAGUGAAAGGACCCAAAUCGCCGACUCCGAUGCUUCAACUGACCCUGCAUCUAUCAAUGCCGCACGGUCACUCAACAAUGGUUGUAAUGCGCCCAACACUCCACAUGACCCAUGCUCGUGCCCCCAGCGUGAAGUUGCUCCACCACGUCCGCCGGUCCUGCCAUUCCCCUGUACACCAGAAAAUAAUGAUCGCAUGAAGGCAUGGCUACUUGCUCGAUACUCUUCGUCCACAUUCAACACGUGCCCACAUCGGGCAUUACCAUGCAUGGAGGGGCCAUCUAUCGAGAUGCACGUCGACGCGACCGCCACUCCAAAGGCUUGCCAUACACCAGCCAACAUACCCCUACACUGGCAGCAGCAAGUGCAUGACGACCUCCUUCGAGAUGAAGCCCUUGGUGUCAUUGAGCGUGUGCCUUAUGGCGAACCCGUGAAAUGGUGCCAUCGGAUGGUUGUAACACGGAAGCACGAUGGUUCCCCACGUCGCACAGUCGAUCUCUCGCCACUAAAUAAGUUUUGCAAGCGAGAAACGUUUGCCAUGGAGUCACCCUCCCACCUCGCACGUCGCAUCCCCAAAGAGACGUGGAAAACAGUCACGGAUGCCUGGAAUGGCUACCACAUCUUACCACCUUCAUCACGCCAUUUAUAAUUUGGCCGUUGGCGCUACCUGAGAGCACCCCAGGGUUUCCUAUCAUCAGGGGAUGGAUACAAUCGCCGUUUAGAUGCCGUCCUGUCGGCCUUUGUGCGUAAGGAACGCUGCGUCGACGACACAAUCCACUACGACACUGAUUUGGAGCAACAUUGGUGGAGGACCAUUGACUUGCUCACACGUGUUGAACAAGCCGGCAUAGUGCUAAACCCCGAUAAGUUCCAAUUUGCACAACGGAGCGUAGACUUUGCCGGUUUCAGAGUGUCAUCCUCAACCAUCGAACCACUCCCGAAAUACCUUGAUGCUAUCAGAGACUUCCCCUCCCCCAUCUCCACCACAGAUAUUCGGAGCUGGUUCGGCCUUGUCAAUCAGGUCACCAACUACGCACAGCUACGCGACAUAAUGGCCCCCUUUAAACCCUUCCUCAGUCCUCGCUGCAAAUUCCACUGGUCACCCGAGUUGGAAGAGGCUUUUACAACAUCGAAAGAAGCCAUCGUGGAAGCCAUCCGCAAGGGGGUGGAGAUCUUUGAUAUACAUAAGCGAACCUGUCUCCGCCCAGACUGGUCAAGACUACGAGUUAUUGGUUACUUCUUGCUCCAGCAGCACUGCAGCUGCCCUUCUGGUAUACCAGAAUGCUGCCUUGGUGGAUGGCACAUCACCUUGGCCGGCUCACGAUUCCUCUCUUCAGCCGAGGAACGCUACGCCGCGAUUGAAGGGGAAGCACUUGCUGUGGCAUGGGGUCUUGAACAGACACGCUACUUUACACAAGGGUGCGACAACCUUGUCGUAAUCACGGACCACAAACCACUUGUGAAGAUCUUUGGUGACCGCACGCUGGACGAGAUAUCCAACUCGCGAUUGUUCUGGCUCAAGCAGCGCACCCUCCAGUGGCGUUUCGACAUCAAGCACUUACCUGGCAAGACGAACCUCGCUGCUGACGCAACAUCAAGACACCCCUCCCCAUCAGGCUCAGUGAACACUGCCUCGCUCGGAUUGUCCAGUUACCCAGACUUUGUCGAAUCGGCGCUAAUGGCCUCCAUCCGACACGAUGCUCAAGAGCUUGGUACAAUCUCAUGGCCUCUUCUCGCACAAGAAACCGCGGCGGACACAUCCCUGAGCCAUCUACUUAAGCUGAUAGAGCAGGGCACACAGAGUUUUGACAGAAACGACCCUAUACUCGCCAGCCUCUGGCCCAUCUGCGAAUCUACAUACGCACAAGAGGGUGUCCUGCUGUACCAAGACCGCGUUGUGGUACCCUCGUCCCUUCGCCACCGCGUUAUACAGCAUCUGCACGCAGCCCACCAAGGAGUGACAGCCAUGGAACAACGUGCACGCGCUAUAGUCUACUGGCCAGGGAUGUCAAAGGACAUUCGCGAAACCAGAGAAAGAUGUGCAGACUGCAACCGAAAUGCCCCUUCACAGGCUAGUUAGUUAGUUGAUAGUUUAUUUGACACUAAAACUUACAGCUCCAGAAUAUAACUAAUUCCACUGCUGAAAUAUGUUAGGUUUACAAGGAUAUUAAAACUAAUUUUACAUGUAUUUGUUUAAGAAAACGAAUAAGAUUAGACUAAAUACUUAAAAAUACACAUUCACAUAUAUAUACUGUAUGCGCAGACUUAUAAUUUGUUACUAAAACACUCACUAAUGCUAAUUUAGAUUAGGUUAAAAACCAGCAUAUUCGCGGUAAAAACAGUUUCUAAGUUAUUCAAAAAACUUAUUAGAGUUAUAAGUGAUAAAACUGUUCCUAAAUCUGUUCGUUUUAUGAAGUGGCACGUUAAAUUUCCUAUUUUUACGCAAAAAAUGACUAUUGUCAUUAUUUAAUGGCGGUAACAAAUCCGUUAAUUUGCGCUCAGGAUUAUUUACUACGUCCUUAAAAAGUUUUGUUGUUAAUUCCUGUCUUCUAUCGUACAGUGAUGGGGUGUUCGUGUUCCUCAAUGCUUCUUUGUAGUGUUGAUCUGGGAAUAUUAUUCGAAAAGCUCGUUUCUGAAGUCUUUCAAGAUCAUCAGACAGGUAUUUGGGUAAUGAGUCGUGAAAUGCUUGGCACGCAUACUCGAUGACUGGUCGAAUACAGGUGGAGUAGAAAGGGAUUAGGUCGUUAGCUGGUAAUUUCGCUCGUUUUAGUUGUCUUAAAAAAUAUAGACGAGGUGCGACCUUUUUACAAACGUGUGAAAUAUGACUAUUCCACUUCAAGUUAUUUGAGAUGGUUAGACCCAGCAAUUUUACCGAUGUUACACGUUCGACAAUUUUCCCAUUAAUAGUAAUUGGCUGAAACUCACGUAUGCUUGGUGCAAAGCUUAUACACAACUCUUUGCAUUUUGAUUCGUUUAUCUGAAAACCGUUAGCUGUUGAUUUCUGGUUAAAUUCAUCUACGUACUUUUGUAAGUUACUUGGACCAUCUCUACAAACUGAUUCCGACAAGGAUGAGUCGUCAACAUAUUUCCAUAACUCAUUAACGUCCUUAACGCUUAGAUCAUUAAUAAUAAUACAAAAUAACCAUGGGCCGAGCUUUGUGCCUUGGGGGACGCCGGCUGGGACCUUGCCCCAUUCGGAAUGGCAAUCUUGGCUGAGUUUUACCCUCUGUUCUCGGUCAGUUAGAAAGUCUAAGAUCCAAAGCAUGACAGACCUCGGUAUGUUAUACUUUGUUAACUUCUCCGAUAAAAUAUUGUGGUCUAUUAAAUCAAAUGCUUUACGGAAGUCAAACGUCAUAACUGGAGUUGUUGAACCGUUACCAUCCGUAUCCUUAUUCCAAGUGUGUAGCAUGCUUAUAAGAGCAUAUGUCGUACAACUAUCCGGCACCGUCCCAAAUUGUUUACUAUCGAUCAAUUCCAUCACUGCUGGCUUCACAUAAAUCAUUACAACAAAUUCUUCUGCGAGUUUCGAUAGAAUAGGUGUAAGUGAAAUAGGGCGUAACUGACGGUUGAUAUCCUGGAUGGGCUUUUCUUUCGGUAUUGGAACUACGUCCGCCUUCUUCCAAACUGGCGGUAGGGUACAUUCCCGAUAUGAACAGUUCAAGAUGGCCGCUAUCGGACCAGCUAAUAGAUCUGCGUUUUCUUUUAGGAGCCACGACGGUAUGCCAUCCGGACCAUGAGCUUUUUUGGGAUUAAGUUUGAGCUGCCACACCACCUCUCCCCACUCCACCACCGUCAACCCCCUUUGAAGCAAUAUUCUAUGAUUUCUUUGACUAUGGAGGACGACAUUACUUAGUGGUAGGCGACCGCCUGUCCGGCUGGGUAGAGGUGCUGAGCUCAACAGCAGGUACCAACCUCGGCGGAUCGGUGGGCCUCGUUCAACAUCUCCGCUCGUUCUUUGCAACGUUUGGGGUACCAGAGGAGCUCUCAAGCGACGGUGGCCCAGAGUUUAUGGUAAGCCAUACUGAGGACUUCCUUCGCCUAUGGGGCGUCAAGCACCGUGUCUCCUCCGUCGCCUUCCCUCAAUCCAACGGUAGAGCCGAAGUUGCAGUGAAAACAGCCAAGCGCCUUCUAAUGUCUAACACAGGGCCAACCGGCAGCCUUGACCAUGAUCGAUUCCUGAGAGCCAUGUUGCAAUUGCGCAAUACCCCUGAUCCAGAUUGCAACCUUUCACCAGCACAAAUAAUUUUCGGCCACCCCUUACGGGACACACUGUCUUUUGUUAACCGACUGGAAAAGUUUUCCAACCCAAACCCCCUUUGGCGUCAGGCAUGGACAGCAAGGGAGGAAGCCCUCCGAACACGGAUUGCCCGCAACACUGAAUCCCUGAGAGCCCAUUCAAGACCACUCCGCCCAUUGACCAUCGGUGAGAGAGUAUUCCUCCAGAACCAGAAAGGCGCCAGUCCGACCAAAUGGGACCGAUCAGGAACAGUUGUUGAAGCACCAGGUCACGACCAAUAUAGGGUAAAAGUGGAUGGUUCCGGACGACUCACACUGCGCAACCGUCGUUUCCUCCGCGCCUAUACACCAGCGACUCCUUCCACCAAACUGCCGCUGGCAGAACCAUCCCUGCCCACCAGCUGCACCGAUCAGCAGAAUUCAACACCCUACCUAUUUCCCACGGCGCCCUUGCCAACACCAGAGAAUACCCCAGGACAGACCUCACCUUGCAACACACCUGUAGCGAACCCAGCACCGAUCGACAGUCUGGAUCCCCCCGAUCAAGGUGCCCCAAGUGACUUACCACCCGUCGCCCCGCACAUACCCCUCACACCAACUUCGCAGCCACCACCAUCGAGUCAGUCCACACGCCCAAGGCGUGAAUGCCGGCCACCGAAACGAUUCGAACCUGAGACAGGCACAUGGAUAGAACAUUGAGUCCGUCAUCCUAUGCUACACUAUAGGUUUCCGUACUGGGGGGGAUGAAGAGUUUACAUGAAGUACUUAUGUAGGACUAGUUAGUGUAACCGCUGACUCGCUCUCUUGUUUACAUUGGUUUUAUAUUUUAAGUCUUUCAUAUUAGUUCAUCAGAUAUUGUUUGUUUGUAAUACGCUAGUUUCAAGUAGUAUUUCUAUAUUAUUGUAAGUAUUCCUUACUUUGUAUUUAUCCUAUUUGUUUAUGUAGCUAUAUUUAUGUAUAGAACGUUCACAGUUAUAAUUUCUAUUCAUUGUAUUUACCUAGGACUCUUUCAUCGUCUUUGUUAAAAUAAACAUACAAAAUUCGAGAAGGUUGUUUCUUCAAGUGUUUUAAACUAAAAGCUAUUUGAAUUUAAAAAACUAAUCUUUUGCUCAAGCCAUUGUUUCCUCUUAUAUAAAAGAGUAAUUUUAACCCACAAUCGCCACUCUUCAUGUUACUAUGACAACAUGACGUCACCAUCUUAGCGGACAAAUAACCAUGGCGACCUACCUUUUUUAUUGCAGAAAAUAUAUUGUUAUGAAGUUUUGAAUCGUUUUUGAAAGUUAUUUGAAAAUCGCGGUGUAGUUUUCGAGAAACUGAAUUUCAGGCUUUCCAAAGACUAAAAUGCAAUCUUAAAGGCUGAAGUUCAGUUUCUCGAAAACUACACUGACGAUUUUCAAAUAACUUUCAAAAGAGAUUCAAAACUCAUAACAAUGUAUUUUCUGCAAUAAAAAAGGUAGGUCACCCACGUUAUUUGUCCGCUAAGACGGCUUUUUUGGUUGAUAUAGGCCAUAUAGAUGGUAACAUCAUGUUGCCAUGGUAACGUAAAGAGUAGCGAUUGUGGGUUAAAACUACUCUUUUAUAUAUAGGAAGAAACAAUGGCUCGUGCAAAAAAUGUUUGACUAUGCUAAUCUGCCGGCGAUUUUACCACCCACCAAUUCAUACAAACUGACCAGAACCAUUUAUAAAUGCCGCGUUUUUGUUGUGGAAGUUCUUCAAUUCCGCGACAGAACUCAGGAAGUAAAAUUUGGCGGAGGCUACGACGGACUGGCUACACUAUGCAGCAUUAUGAACAUGCCAUGCAUGUAUGUCAAAAACUGCAUAUUAUAAACAAUUAGAGACCAUUCUCCUAGUCUUAGAAAGAGAAUGUCUAACUAAAAGAGUGGGUGAAAAGGUUCGUCAAUCAGUUUUACCGUAGAGAAUCCUGAAUUAGAUGUUGGUUAGCCAGCAGACUGACGGAACAUGUGCCAAGCGAGGCUUUACUUCAUUGACUGAUGUGGUAUUCGUCGUCUAGAUGCAGGAGAGCGGUUGUUGCAGUAUGAAUGAAAUCGAUUUCCAGAAACCUCCAAGGCUUACUUUUUGAAAUGAGUGAGAUCCUAACACAUUGAGAACAUAUCAGCCGCAUGUGAGGACGCAUAUUGCCACCCCAUUUCUCUACCCUCGCAAAGUACGUGCACAGAAUGAAAAUUAACAAAGACCAGAUUUUGAAACGAGUAACUUUGUUAUUUAACUUAAAAUAGCACUGUAUAUAACUUUUAUUAAAAAAUUAAAAUAUCAGCAAAUACUAAUUCAGUAAGAUUUGUCUUGUUAUGGAAAUAUGUCUUUCUGUUGUAUAUGCAUUGUUGAAUUGCCAUGUCACUUUCUUGAGUUCUUUACCAGAAUAUUAAUUAAGUAUAGUUGAGCCUAUUCUGGAAUCUAGGAUAGUUCGAAUUCUUGACUUUGCGGUUUCCUUAAUAACCUCAUAUUAGCAACGUUCGCCUACAUGUGAAGACUAACAGAUUUCUAUCAUAUCCUCAUUAAAUUGUACAUAUACAGACGCAGUCUCCUUGACAGUCCUUGUGAUGUCCAGUCACUUGUAAAUUGAUGAUGCAUGAUUUCCACUUGCCCAGUAUUAAAGUUUGAGACGCAUGAAUAUCUAAAAUAUAAUGCAAUUUAUUUGCAUUUCAUUUCAUUUCACAAACUGGAAACCUAAAUCUCUAUGUACUAGGAUUUGUAAAAGGAAAGGGAGUUCCAAUUUCCUAUGUGAGAGCUGUGGAUCUAACUAAGGCAAAUUCUUACACAUAUAAGCACUUUGCAUGCUCCAAGUGAAUGAAGUAUAAAUUACAUUGUAGUAUUAUUAUAUACUGGUGUAUUCAUUAAUACAUGUAAUAAUUUUUAGUAAAAAUAACUUGAACAAGUGCAAGUGUGACAAUUUUUAAAUCGUAUAAAAAUACAGUAUAAAAUGGAUGAGUGAUGAGUCUCUGGCCCACUGGUAUAAUUUUCAUUAUCAAAUUAUAAUUUCUCAAAACUAAGCGCUUUUUAAAAAAGAUAUAUGUUCUAGGCAUAUUAGCACCAGUCAUAGGGCCAUUAUAUGCUGAAUUAUGAUAUAAAUAACAAUAAUAUAUUGAAGUUUUUCAAUUACCUUCACAGCGACAGUGCUGUCUGACAGGCUGCCAGUGCAGGCAGCCUUGGGACAAGACAAACGCGAAUUCUUCAGCCAGGAAGAUAUAAAAUUAGACGUGCUAGAUUCUUGUUGUUUUCUCUCUCUAGACAUCUUAAUUUUUGAAGAGAAAUUACUUAUCUAGAGGUAUAUAGCAAGAAAAAUAUAUUUCCAAACUGAAAUAUCUCAUCUCAUAAAGGACAUGAAAAAUUUGCACGCCAGCAAUCAAUUUGGUCAGCGCCAAGCCAAAUUCGCUAUAGCGCAUGCACUCAAUCUCCAUGACUGAAUCGUGGAGAGAUUUUCGCAGCCUUUGCCAGGGUCUUCUCAUUUUUCGCGCGCCAUCACGAAGAAGACACUGGGACGACGUUUGUACGGAAAAUCCGUAUAUUAUUGAACUAAAAUCGAUAAAGAUUAAAGUAAAAACUAUAAUUGUACAAAACAGAACAACAACUAAAUUUCCAUGUGCUCGCUAUAAAAGACCCCGUGCAAAAGACCCCCGGAGCUAAAUCCCUGGAUAACUAUAACGUCUAAUUUCAUACACACUCCCCCGAUUAAAUGACGCAUGUCAGUUAAUAAUGUCAACAAUGAUCACAGUAUAAUGUAUCUGCGAUAACAAACAAGUACUUAUCGUCCACGUUUGCUCUGCUGCUUCCUGGCUUCGAAUUUUCUUGGAGUUUUCUCUUCGUACACGCAAACUAUAUCUCCUUCCUUGGGAUUCGACUUCGCACUUCCUCUGACUCCUUUGACACGAUGAUGUUCUCUAAGCUCUAACAAAUACUCGCGACUCCAUCUUUUCCAGAAAUGUUCUAAUAAUUUCGUUGCGCGACGCGACAGACUUCCAUUACCCGCAGGAGUGUCAGUCUCAUCUUUCACGACAGGUGCUUGACUGAGAAGGCGACGACCCAUAACUGAAUGCGAAGGUGUUAACGGACCUUCACAAACUUCGUCACUAUACACAUACGUCAGUGGACGACUGUUGAUAACGCCCUCUAUCUCCACUAAGACUGUCUCCAAUUCCUCGUACGUCAAUCUAGCUCUUCGAACAAUUUUUCUCAGGCACCUUUUCACCGAUUUCACAAGUCUUUCAAAAAAUCCUCCCCACCAAGGGGCUCUCUCAAUGUUGAAUUUCCAGCUGAUGUUAUUUCUGGUUGCGAAUUCUGCUAGCUUGUUUGCCUUAAAGGUUUUUCCAUUGUCCGAAAUAAACAUUUUUGGGAUACCUCUUCUGGACAUGAAUCACUGUCAACAGAGAAUAAAUGCCUUUGUAGAUAGAUCUGGAACCAAUUCGAGAUGUAAUGCUCGUGACGAGGCACACGUAAAUAGACAGAUAUACGUCUUAAAAACAGGUGAUUUCGUACCUUUUGAGAAGAUUGGUUUGGCAUAAACGGGACCCGCGAAGUUCACACCGAUUCGCGUGAAGGCAAAAUCGUCAGAAACUCGAAAAUCUGGUAAUGAUGGUUGAGGUGGUAUUUGAUAAGUUCCUCCUUCGUAUCUCUUGCACGUAGUACAUUUUGCAAUAAUCUUCUUGACAAAUUGUCUUCCCUUCGCAAUCCAAUGUUCUGAACGAAUUUCGCAAAGUGUUUCUCUUACACCAUUGUGCAUUACUCUCCUGUGACAUUCUUCCACCAACAAGGUAAAAACCAAUGAUCAUUGGGCAAGAAAACUGGAUGUUUAGCAGAAAGUUCAAUAUUAGCAUUGGAUAAUCUUCCACCACAUCUCCAGAUACCACAAUUAUCCUUGAAUAGACCCAGUGAUGCUUGAACUUGCUUGAAACUUUUGAUUGUUUGAAUCGCUCCUUGUAUGUACUUAUACCGUAUAUGCUUAGCUUCUGUUAUUUCUUCAAGGGAAAGACGACUUAGAUUUGGUUCAGUUCCGGCAACCUUUGGCCGAAGGUUUGCGAUGAAUCUUAGAACAUAACUCGUAACUCUUAGCAGUUUACAAAGAGUGCUGUAUCGUUCCUUUGGCAAAAUGUUCUCUAACGAUAAUUGCGAUUGCUUUUCUGUAACAUUGUCAUUGGCACAUGACUAUCUGGCAGCACUAGUUGGUUUGGAUUUGACUUCUCUCUCACUUUGAACUCGAGCCUCAUCGUUUAUAGAAAUAAUUUCUUCACCGUCCUUAGACCAUUCAGGAUCAUUUCUUACCAAGAAGUCUGGUCCAUUCCACCAUAACUUGCUCUGACCCAGUUCUGAAGGUAACAUACCUCUUGACACAAUAUCUGCUGGGUUGUUAAGUCCCGAACAGAAUCUCCAAUCUCUCACAGACACCAACUUACGGAUUUCUACCACACGAUUUUGGAAAAAAUGCUUGAAUUCUUUAGAAGUAUCCAGCAGUAAACUGAAGUUAUCUUGAUUACGUUUGCGAACGCUAACUGAACUGAGUGAAUAGGUCUCGCUAAAACCAAAGCAGAUAAAAGUUCCAGUCGUGGAAUGGUUUGCUCGGUUAAGGGUGCUACUCUACUCUUGGAUGCAAUGAUAUUCGUGUGAACCUUGUGCUCAGAUACAACUCGCAAAUACACCACCGCUCCAUAGGCAUAUUUUGAACUGUCCCCAAAGCCAUGAAGCUCUAUGGACUGGAUCAAUUCCUUGUUUUCGGGUAUAACACAUCUUGGAAUGGUAAUUUCUUGACAUCUAGACACAUUCGCUCUCCACACUUCCCAGCGAGUACUGAGUUCUAACGGUAACGGCAUGUCCCAGUCUAUCUCGGCCUUGCACGUUUCUUUGAACAGAACUUUCAUCGUAAGAACAACAGGUGAGAUUAAUCCCAUUGGGUCAUAAAUCUUUGCAGUUGAACUGAGGAGAUCACGCCUCGUAAUUGGUUGUAACAACUCUGGUUCGCAGUUUACCAUCUUGUCGAGGCGAAAAACUAGAGUAUCAGAGGAGUUGUUCCAUGUUACACCCAGAACUUUCUCAUCAUCAGGCUGGGAGCCAAGAAUUUGUUUGGCAUACGACAUGUGGUUUCUGUAGGGGUUGCAUCUUGGGUGCUUGAUACUUCAUUCACGGUUUCUCUAAUCACUUGUGCUAAUUCAGGACAGUUUGUCUUCCAUUUUCUUAUGUUAAAUCCACCUUGAUGCAUUAUCUCCUUUACUCUCGAGUACUGAUGUAGCGCUUCCGGUGUGUUGUCUGUUCCUGAAUUGAAAUCAUCUACGUAGAGGGAUUGUAGCAGGUUUUCCACAAUUUUCGUGUCGGUGCUCUUGUAUGUAUUGAUGUGUUUCUGUAAUGUUGCAUUUAAGAGGAAGGGGCUCGACGCGACUCCAAAAACUACACGAGAAAAUCGGUGCACUACAACAUCUGGUUGGUCACUCUUGAUUUCAUUCACCCACAGAAACCUUAGAAAAUCUCUAUCUUCUUCAGAAAUGCUAAUGUUCAAGAAAGCUUUUUCUAUAUCGGCUACCAAUGCAAUUCUGUGGAGUCGAAACCGAAGCAGAAUGUCGAAUAAUAAAGGUAACAAUGACGGACCAACAUAAAGACAAUCAUUUAAUGACGGUCCAUCUGAUCUUGCAGAUGCAUCGUAUACCACUCUUAGUUUCGUGGUGGACUUUUCAGGUCGAACAACUUCUCUAUGUGGCAGGUAAUGUACCUUUCCAAGGGAUUUCGGUGUUGACUCUUCGACUCUCUCUAUCACUCCGGUCUUCAGUUGUUCAUUAAUGACUCGAUCAUGUUACUUUAAACGAUGGUUUUACAAGCGUAUUUUCAAAAAUAUAUAGUUUCAUUGAUAGAAACAUAAAUAUUCUGAUGGCAGCGUUGCCAG
This is a messenger RNA of Paramuricea clavata, 12467 nucleotides long. NCBI's taxonomy places the organism in Eukaryota, Metazoa, Cnidaria, Anthozoa, Malacalcyonacea, Plexauridae. The record is from the annotation of a GenBank genome assembly.